Molecule: messenger RNA, 2063 nt
Organism: Ostrinia furnacalis (Asian corn borer)
Lineage: Eukaryota; Metazoa; Arthropoda; Insecta; Lepidoptera; Crambidae
Exons: 5
Coding region: 181-1044 (287 amino acids)
Source: RefSeq, a predicted model, not a curated record
AAAUAAUCAUUAGUACGCAAGCAAGGUGCGCGUACGCCUUAAGAUUUUAACCGUGGCCAUUCAGGUGCGAACAGUGGUAGCUAGCGCACGGCUGAUAAAACAAACCCCGUGUUUUAAAACAUUUAAUUUAAUUUAAAACCCUCGGUUAAACAGUGCGGUGAAGUGUCAGUUAGAAUUCGGAUGGACAGUGUUCAAACCCGUUCAACCAUGAAGGCUGUGGUCUAUUUUGUGGCGCUAACGUUAGGCAGCGCGUGGAGUGACAUGGCCGGCGAGUGUGACAUGGCGGGCUUCUACAUGGAGUUGGGCUGCACCCCGCUGCCGCGACCUGACAACUCCACCGCGUGCCCUGACGCCUUCCAGUGCCCUGACCUACAUCCUGACCCCUCCAUGUGCUAUUACAGGGGCGUUCCCUACGGCGACCGGUCGACCAUCCCCCAGGCGCUGAUCAAUAACCCCUGCUCCCAGGCCUGCCGCUGCACAGUGGCCGGGGAGCCUCGCUUCGAGUGCGCGGCGCUGGACUGCGUGGAAGUCUUCAACGGGGACCUGCAGCAGUGCGUCAGGACAUACGAGCUGGAGUCUUGCUGCAGCACCGGCAAUGUUUGUGGCAAAGACGCAAUAGCCAGCCUGAAGACUUGCGAAGUGGAUGGCAAGACGUACAUGGAGGGAGAGUCUUUCGAGCCCAAGAACAGUCACAAGACCUGCAUCUGCACAGGCGAGUGGAACGGCACCACCGACAAUGCUGCCUACUGCCGGGAUAUCAACUGCGGGAUCGAGAUCCACUACCAGGAGAAGCUCUUGGAUAACUGUGCUCCAGUAUUCGUUGGGGACAGGAGAAGGUGCCCCAUUGGUUUCACCUGCCCAUCGGCCACCACCCGCGUGGUCCGUGGUCUCAACGUGCGCGGAGUAAACUCGGAGUGCGUGUUCGGCAACCGGACCCUAAGCGUGGGAGACGAGGUCACCGCCGACGCGUGCACGACCUGCGCCUGCGACGUGCCGCCCUUCGUCUCUUGCAUGAUGAAGAACCCUUGUCCGAACUCCACGUAAACUGUUAAUUUGUAUUUGUAUACCUUUGGAACCUUUGUGAACUCCGUCAGCUUAAAACGCAUGAAAAUUAAUUAAGUACCAGGUUCAACCCAAUAGAGCUAACUGCGCACCUCGCUGGAAUGCAACUCUCCCUCUCACUCACCCCCACACUUCCCCGCGUCCGCCCCGUCCGCACCAGAGCGUUGAUGUGACGUCACGGCUGCCCGGUGCGCAGUUAACUGGACCGCGUUGUAAGGCAAAGCCUAUACUUUGAAUUUGGGAAGUUUCUCUUCUAAAGAAUAUCCUAAGUUACUUGUUGAUUUCGUUUUGAAUUCGUUGCUGAAUGCUAGUCUAUAAGUAAAACUGGAUUGCGCUCUUAUUUAAUUUUCGUUUUGGUUAAAAAGUGUGAUUGUUGCCAAAGUUGAAAGGUCUUGGCUAUUUAUUGGGCGUAUUUGGAAGCGGCAUUGAUGAUUCUUUUUGUAGCCAUGUGACAUUGUAUUUUAUUACUUGGAGUAGCUACAUUAAAUAUCACCAUGUCGAUUAAUCGGAUAAAGCCGAAUCAAAAUCGACGUUGAAUUAAACACAAAAAACGUCGACAAAUAGUUAAAUUGUGAUACUUUUGACAUACAAUUCGUAGCUAAAUUGUAGUUUGGUGAGUUAUUCUGAUCUUAUUUGUGUUUCAAGUGAUUGUCGUUGUAAUUUAUGUGAUUUUAUGUGAAAUCAUUUAGGUAAUAUUUAAUUACGUACUUACUUAUUCAUAGAGCUUAAAAUUUUUACUGUUUUGAACUUAAUAGUGUUUUUAAAUAAAAAUAAAAAAUGCUAUUACAAUACUAUCAAUUUUAUUAUAAUAUUUCUUAAAUCAAUAUUACUGUAUAUUUAUCAUUAUAAUUUAGGUACUUAAUCUUACACAUUACGCAGGUAAAUUACAAUAUAAAUAAGGAAAGCUAUUUACAUUACUUAUGUACAGUGCCAACACAGCCUUAAUGGACCCUUGUAACUUAUGUACUAAUUAAUACUAAAAUGUUGCGACGACUUCUUAC